This is a messenger RNA of Aspergillus campestris IBT 28561, 547 nucleotides long. RefSeq lists its product as uncharacterized. The record is from RefSeq and is a predicted model, not a curated record. Lineage: Eukaryota; Fungi; Ascomycota; Eurotiomycetes; Eurotiales; Aspergillaceae. The transcript has a single exon. The coding region runs from base 136 to 432 and encodes 98 amino acids.
UACCUUUUGGGUAUCUAGUUGGCAGAAUGCUUUUUGAAACACCAUACAUCUUAAUAAUCACCAUAUUUUCUGGAGUUACGGGAGCCCGGUGGUGUGCAUAUUCGAUAUUCGAAAAAGAAGCCCGCAAGCAACACCAUGCGAGUCAUGGGAUGGAGCAUAUUUUGUUUUCUGCGUUGCAUGUGUCGAAUACUCGCACGGAGAAUAUUCGUCUUUUCUUCUCUUAUUCCCAGUUUCCUUUGUGUUGUCACGCCCGAGAUGUCUACCUGCCCCUUUCCCCCAUCUUCACACUCUUCCAACCCUAGUCACUCGUUGCCUUCCAUUUCCUUUCUAACCCCUCUCCUAAAUUUUUCACCUCUUUGCUUUCUCUUCUUCGUUCCUCCUCUAUGUGAGAUGGCGUCGGCUGGAUCUUAUCUUCUGGUGUUUGGAGUAUGAGGGAUUCUCAAGUACUAUAUGUACAUACAGGUUUUGGAGUUCCCCUUUCUUUUCUUUUUCUUUUUUUUUUUGUCUCCCUGGUGAGAUUUAGGGAUCACAGAAUACUAUUUCACCC